AUGUUAUUCGCUAUCCUACCUGUUCUGUUGAUUGGCACGUGCUUGUCUAUGAUGGAUCAGUCCUAUGCCAUCCGCGGAAAGUUACUCUGCGGGCCAAGACCAGCAACAAACGUCAGAAUAAAGCUAUGGGAGGAAGACACUGGGCCAGACCCGGAUGACUUACUCGAUUCGGGUUACACAGAUUCCAAUGGUGAAUUUCGUCUUGGCGGUGGUACAGCAGAAAUGACACCAAUCGAUCCAGUUUUCAAAGUCUAUCAUGACUGCGAUGAUGGCAUCAAGCCAGGAAAACGGAAGGUGAAAUUUUAUCUGCCAAAAUCGUACAUCACACGAGGGAAGACACCCAAAAAGGAGUUCGAUAUAGGUUCGUUAUUCGAGAUCUUUCUUUAUGGAUAUAUACGGUGUCUUGAACUUGGAGACGAUAUUUCCCAAAGAAGAAAGGGAGUUUAUCGUUACGAGAAGGCGUCGAGCAAGGAUGGAAGAUAUUGA
Haemonchus placei is the source of this 486-nucleotide messenger RNA. The record is from the annotation of a GenBank genome assembly. NCBI's taxonomy places the organism in Eukaryota, Metazoa, Nematoda, Chromadorea, Rhabditida, Trichostrongylidae.